This is a messenger RNA of Juglans microcarpa x Juglans regia, 411 nucleotides long. RefSeq lists its product as uncharacterized. The record is from RefSeq and is a predicted model, not a curated record. Bases 1 to 411 code for a protein of 136 amino acids. NCBI's taxonomy places the organism in Eukaryota, Viridiplantae, Streptophyta, Magnoliopsida, Fagales, Juglandaceae. The transcript has a single exon.
AUGGAAAUCCCUAAUGCUGUUAAGAUGUUGAUCUGGAGGGCUUGUCAUGAUUCUUUGCCUACUAAUCAGAACCUUUUCAAGAGGGAGAUUGUUGAAUCACCACUUUGUACAGUGUGUAAAACAGAUCCAGAAACAGUCUCUCAUGCUUUGUGGUCAUGUAUUUCAGUUCAAGAUGUUUGGGGAUCUUGUUCAAAGAGGCUGCGAAAGGUAGUGGUUAUGGAGAAAUCUUUCAAAGAGAUUCUAUCUUACAUAUUCUCAGUAAAUGAAGAUGAAGUUGCAGAUUUUGCUGCAAUUGUUUAUCAGUUUUGGAGGAGAAGAAACAGUCUGGUCUUUGAGGAGAAAUUCUUGGCCCCAGAAAUAGUAGUGCAGCUGGCUCAUCAAGCUGUCCUUAAUUACAAGGAAGCUGUUUAG